AUGGAUCUGCUCCGACAACGCAACGCGAAAAAGUGCUUAGACGCCUGUGGCACUCCAAAACCUACUCCAAAACCAAACAUUCACGGCAGAAAGGUGAUGGUUUGUGUCUGGUGGAACAGCAAAGGUUUGGUGUACUUUGAAGUUCUGGAUUCGGGACAGGGAGUUACGGCGAACACCUACAAAGGUCAGUUGAACCGCGUGGAUUAA
Molecule: messenger RNA, 207 nt
Organism: Haemonchus placei
Lineage: Eukaryota; Metazoa; Nematoda; Chromadorea; Rhabditida; Trichostrongylidae
Source: the annotation of a GenBank genome assembly